AUGAUUUUGGCAGUUGAUGGAUCAGUGAAGAUUAGCCGUAGAGGAUUGGGUAUCGACGAUUUUGUGAAACUCAAGUGUUGUUUUGACAACCACAUAGGAAAAUGCAUUCCUGGAGAUGAAAGUGAAGAAAACUGCUUAACAUACAUAAUUAAAAUGUCUUAUAUACCUACUACGUACAGCAAUAAGAUGGUGUUCUGUCAUCGUACCCUGAGUCUUUCGGUGAUUGGUUGUUCGACCUCCAUACUCAUGCUUGACUCACUAGAUCUCAGGGGUUGUGUGGAGAAUUGUCAGGAGACGGGUUGUGUUGGAAGUCAACAAUGCUUUCAGCAUUGCAUAUUCACCGCUGAUGGUAACAUUUCUGAUGGUCGGUGGUACCUCCAAGAACCUCUCUAUCUGAAAUGGAAACAAUGGGAUUGCCACAGUGAUUGCCGCUACUAUUGUAUGCUUGCAAGGGAGGAGGAAAGAAGAAAGCUCGGCGAGAAGCCUGUCAAGUAUCACGGAAGAUGGCCUUUUCGUCGUGUUUAUGGAAUUCAGGAACCUGUUUCUAUUUCUUUUUCUUCACUCAAUCUUGCUAUACAAUUUCAUGGUUGGAUAUCUUUCUUCAUUCUUAUCAACUACAAGCUGCCUUUGACGGAUAAUCGAAAGACGUACUAUGAGUAUUCUGGCCUUUGGCAUAUCUAUGGUGUCCUAGCAAUGAACUGUUGGUUCUGGGCUCCAGUUUUCCACAGCCGGAUUUUUCAAGAACAUUGCCUUAUUCACCGGAGGAGAUUAAUGAGGUGAAAGAUUUUUGGGCAGAUUACUUCAUGAACAAUGUCGACUUUUAGCUUAAUUUGUAAUAUGAACUCGAUCUCUAGCUAGAUACCUUUGUUGUAGUAAUUUUAUGUUUGUUGUAACAUGUUGGUUGAUCUAUGACGAAUUUAAUUGCCUUUUAUUGGGAACGUUAAUUACGUUGUAAACUAUUGUGACAGGUAUUAUUUAUAAAUGUAUUCCCGGUAUUGGGAAGCGUCUACUUUCAAA
This is a messenger RNA of Spinacia oleracea (spinach), 1017 nucleotides long. RefSeq lists its product as uncharacterized. The transcript has 6 exons. Gene Ontology annotation, molecular function: hydrolase activity, acting on ester bonds. Lineage: Eukaryota; Viridiplantae; Streptophyta; Magnoliopsida; Caryophyllales; Amaranthaceae. The record is from RefSeq and is a predicted model, not a curated record. Gene Ontology annotation, biological process: GPI anchor biosynthetic process. Bases 1 to 780 code for a protein of 259 amino acids. Gene Ontology annotation, cellular component: endoplasmic reticulum membrane.